ACAAACUGGAUAAUUUCGUAAUUAAGAUGAUUUGUAACCAGUGCAUGUACUGUAGUUAUACGUAUUCCAUUUAAUUUUAUGGUUUUCUUAUUAAGUAGAUAAAUCUCUUUAAUGAAUACAGCAUCACAUAACUGUUGCAAUGCCAGACACUAUCAUAAGGUAAAUAGAUGAAUUAGCUGGUGUGAUUUAAAUGCAUAUUAUUAUUUAAUUACUGAACUGUAAUGUACUGUACUUUGCUUUUAGAUCCGAAGCCUCCACCUAGGACAGAUGUUGGCUCUAAAGGCCUGAAAAUUAACCUGGAGACAAACUAUUUUCCAAUCAGUGUUAAAAAUAAGUUUGCAGAACUGGUUCAUUAUGAAGUCUCUCUAAAAAAACACAACAAAGAUGCAAAUCUUCCACGAAAAACGAAAAUGGAGAUAUUUGAAAAAAUGAAGAUGAUAUAUGAAAAGGAUUUCAAGAAUUACCCACUUGCUUAUGACUCAGAAAGGAAUGCAUACAGUGUGGGUGUCAUCCCUGCUCUUCAAACUCCUGAUUGCCAGAGUACUUAUGAGAUUGACCUUGAGGAAUCAGAUGGCAAGAGGACACAAUACAAAAUUUCACUAAUGGUGAGACAUCGUGCCAACCUCCAGGAACUUACGGAGGCACUUAACUGCUCUGCUCGUGAACAGAAGACACUUCCAUUAAACAUAUUUCAGAUGGUUGAAGUAAUGUUUCGUCAUUAUCGGGCCAUUAAGUAUGAAUUGGUUGGUCGUCGUAACUUCUACUCGGCAGGAGGAGAGUUUGGAACGCCAUAUCCAAUUGGAUGUGGCAAGGAAGGUGUGACUGGUUUUUUUGGGUCGAUGAGGCCUGCAUCUUGGAAGGAUGGAUCUCUCUUACUGAAUAUUGAUGUUGCACACACAGCAUUCUAUAAAGAACAACCUCUUCUGAACUUUAUUCAAGACUUCAUGAAUUUUAGGGAAGAUGAUUUUCAUAGACCAUUAGAGCCAUUUAAACGAUCAAAACUUUUGCAAGAACUAAGAAAUAUUAGGGUGCAAGUUACACACUCCAAUAUCCCUCGCACUUACAAGAUUAUAGAUGUUUCAGAACAUUCUGCUGAGAAACAAACAUUUCCUUUAAAAGAUGAGAAUACUGGGAACACAGUUUACUGCACCAUUGAAAACUACUUCAAGAACCAAUAUGGAAAAAAAAUUAAGUUUCCAAAGUUGAACUGUGUACAAGUGUCUCCUGCUGAAAGGAAUGUGUUUAUUCCAUUUGAGGGACCAUUCUGUUUCUGUUGAUACUGGUGUAGUGGAUUCCUCCCCUACAAACGCCGUUUGUCGCUGAGUAGCCGACCCUCUUUGAAUUACCCAGCCUGCACCUCCAGCGCCGCCUGACGUAGCGGGGGUCAACUAUCAACCCACGCCUACCCCCGCCUUAUAAGACCUCACCCCGCCGUGACCACCCUCUUUCUA
Molecule: messenger RNA, 1451 nt
Organism: Homarus americanus (American lobster)
Lineage: Eukaryota; Metazoa; Arthropoda; Malacostraca; Decapoda; Nephropidae
Product: protein argonaute-2-like
Exons: 7
Coding region: 222-1277 (351 amino acids)
Molecular function (GO): protein binding; RNA binding
Source: RefSeq, a predicted model, not a curated record